AUGGAGCCGAUGGAGCUCGAGAGCGAGGGCCGUGUGCCUGGCCAGGCGGUCACGCAACGCUUCGUCCAGGAAUUCGAAGCAGCCCGGAGCGCCUUCGGUGGCAAGUACUUCAUCCACUGGACUGCGGAGCCAGACUCGGAGGAGUUCUUCAAGUUCGACGUAGUUGACCGAGACAACUACAACGAGGCAGCCAGAUCGGGACAGAUUUUGAUCGACAGUGACAUCAGUGAGCCUGAAGAGGGGAUCGAGGUCUACGUGUACAAGAAUGCAGAGGCAAGGGCAGAAUUGGCAAAGACCGUCCUGAUUCAGGAUCUGGUCAUCGUGCCGAAGGAGCUGCAAGACGCGAUCCGCGUCAUCCAGGCAACGCCGUUUCCUCCGUAUGAGGGUGGUACUGAUAGGUAUGUAGGAUUGAAGACUAUUGUCGAAUAG
Molecule: messenger RNA, 429 nt
Organism: Symbiodinium sp. CCMP2592
Lineage: Eukaryota; Dinophyceae; Suessiales; Symbiodiniaceae
Source: the annotation of a GenBank genome assembly